AUGAUUGUCGAAAGGUUGGUGAUGCAGUGCAAUAGAAGAGAGAGACUCAGCGUAGAAGGCAGGUUUUUUGCCAGCAGCCAUGGUUUUCUGCCGGAUGCGUUGUUUUCAAGUCGAAGCCAUGUCAAGCUGCGCAGGUUGCAACACAAGGGGCCGUCACGAUGUUGGCCAUCAGUCUCACCUUGCCCUCACUCCGCGACCGAACUACCCACGAACCGACAACUUCAUCAUCGACAAGGCCUCAGCACUCAUCCCCUUCUCGAGGACUUUGGCGACACUCUUUGCAACAGCAAGAUGGCUUCUGUUCCUCCUAAUAGCCCGGCAGUUCACCCGUCUACCACUACCGCGCCGUUGAUUCCAGAUCAAACUGUCCCAAACGUGUUUAUAUCGGAUAUUCUCACUGCUCGCGCUGUUACGAGCCCAAACUGGGCUGCACCAAAUCGUCCUAAGAUCCGCUAUGUCUUGUCCGUAGUCGACAGUCCUGAAAAACAGCCAAAAUUGACUCCGGGACAUGAAAGCGACUUUGUUCUCCAUUUUGUACGCAUGCUUGACCACGCCAACAUGGAUAUCCUCGAGCUUCUCUCAGAAACGAACAAAUUCAUCAAAGACGGUCUUGCCAACAACGACGGCGGUGUUCUUGUCCAUUGUCACAAAGGAAUCUCUCGAUCAGCAGCUGUCAUCAUUGCAUUCGUAAUGCAGGACAUGAAUCUCGACUACGACACAGCCUUGCGCUACAUCCGCACUUUCCGAUCAAAGGUCAAUCCAAAUCCGGGCUUCAAGGCCCAGUUAGAGCUGUGGCGCCAAUGGGGCUACAGCAUUUACGAGGCCAAUGGUGAGCCAAAGGAGGAAUACCAGAUCUGGAAGGCCAACAAUGAAGAGCAAAUUCGGGGCUUGCCUGAGCGCACCAAGAAGUACUUUGUCUGA
Molecule: messenger RNA, 921 nt
Organism: Exophiala dermatitidis NIH/UT8656
Lineage: Eukaryota; Fungi; Ascomycota; Eurotiomycetes; Chaetothyriales; Herpotrichiellaceae
Product: dual specificity phosphatase
Exons: 2
Coding region: 1-921 (306 amino acids)
Biological process (GO): protein dephosphorylation
Cellular component (GO): cytoplasm
Molecular function (GO): protein tyrosine/serine/threonine phosphatase activity
Source: RefSeq, a predicted model, not a curated record